This is a messenger RNA of Brachypodium distachyon (stiff brome), 2786 nucleotides long. Its product is annotated as wall-associated receptor kinase-like 14. Gene Ontology annotation, biological process: protein phosphorylation. The coding region runs from base 356 to 2524 and encodes 722 amino acids. Gene Ontology annotation, molecular function: protein kinase activity; ATP binding. The record is from RefSeq and is a predicted model, not a curated record. Lineage: Eukaryota; Viridiplantae; Streptophyta; Magnoliopsida; Poales; Poaceae. The transcript has 3 exons.
GAUUAGCUGCUAGGUGUAGCGGUGAGCUGCGUGCCAGUGUGCCUGCAGUGCAGUGCGCGCGGGACGGGGUAGUAUUGGGGCGGGGGGAGGAGGAGUAGGUUGGUCGUUGGUCCGGACAGUCUCGAUUUUAAUGCGAAAUCCCAGUAUUCCACAUCAAGAAACGAAGAAGUGACAGCGAGCGCGGGGGGCAAAGCAGCAAGCUGCAAGCGGACACCACCAGCACCACUCGUCGUCCAGUUUCCUGCGCCGCCGCAGAAGCUUGCUUGUUAGCUCGACCAAGAUGAGACGACUCGCUCGAUCGGAGCUUCGGAAGUAAGCUGGUACUAGUAAGAAGAUAAUCAAGCUAAUAAGGGAGAUGCCGAGCGCGGCGCUGCUGCUUCUGCCCCUGCUGGUGGCGGCGGUGGCCGCGGCCGGCGGAGGCAACAACGGGGGCUGCGAGCGGAGCUGCGGGGGCACGACGAAGCUGCCGUACCCGUUCGGCUUCUCCAGUGGCUGCACGAUACCUCUCGGCUGCGACCACGACACGGGCGUCGCGUGGCUCGGCCGUGCCGCGGGCGCGCGCGAGCUGGGCCUGCUCGUGCGCAACGUCACGCGCCGCGCGCUCAUCCUCGAGCUGCUCCCCGACUGCUCCCGCGCGCUCAACGCGUCCGUCCAGGAGCUCUUCUCGGACAACUACGCGCCGCCCUCCCGGAACGCCCUCGUCGUCAGCUCCUGCAGCGCUAGCGCUGCCAGUGCCCAAAACAACGCCAGCAGCUGCACCGCCCCGCCUGACAGAUACAUCGACAGGAACUCGUCCCACUGCGGCGCCAACACGUCCUUCAAAUGCAUCCUGCCACCAGCUCCCAGCAAUACCGGCGGCAGAGGGCAACGUUUCCUGAGUAAACGAGAUAUACUUGCCUCGGAGUGCACGGCGCUGGUGUCGUCGGCGAGCUACUGGGAUACCCUGGGCCCGGCGCUGCUGCUGGGCAAGCUGGAGCUGGAUUGGUGGGUUAAGGGGCAGUACUGCCGCUGCCACUCCAGCGCCAACUGCACUCUGCUCACCGCGCCAACCACGGGGAAAGAGGCGUUCCGGUGCGAAUGCCGGGAUGGGUUCGAGGGCGACGGCUUCCUCGACGGCGCCGGCUGCAAGAAAGUGUCCAAGUGCGAUUCUUCAAAAUACCUAUCAGGCGUUUGGGGCAAGCCGGUCCAAAUUGGCCUUCUAUUGGCAGGAGUAAUAUUUGGAGCCAUGGUGAUGGGCGUCACCUGCGUGGCGUGCCACCUGCUGAAGCGCCGUUCCGCGUCCAUCCGGUCGCAGCAGAGCACGAAGCGCCUCCUGUCGGAGGCCUCCUGCACGGUGCCCUUCUUCUCGUACCGCGAGAUCGAGCGCGCCACGGGCGGCUUCUCCGAGGACCACCGGCUGGGCACGGGCGCCUACGGCACGGUGUACGCGGGGCGGCUGAGCGACAACCGCCUGGUGGCCGUGAAGCGGAUCAAGCAGCGCGGGGAUGACAACGCCGCGGGUCUGGACUGCGUGAUGAACGAAGUGAAGCUGGUGUCUUCCGUGAGCCACCGCAGCCUUGUCCGCCUCCUGGGCUGCUGCAUCGAUCAGGGCCAGCAGAUCCUGGUGUACGAGUUCAUGCCCAACGGCACCCUGGCGCAGCACCUGCAGCGUGAGCGCGGCCCCGGCGCCGUGCCCUGGACGGUCCGCCUCCGCGUGGCCGCCGAGACCGCCAGGGCCAUCGCGUACCUGCACUCGGAGGUGCACCCGCCCAUCUACCACCGCGACAUCAAGUCCAGCAACAUCCUGCUCGACCACGAGUACAACUCCAAGGUGGCCGACUUCGGGCUGUCCCGGAAGGGCAUGGCGGCAGCGGACGCCGACGCUGCGUCGCACAUCUCCACGGCGCCGCAGGGCACCCCGGGUUACGUCGACCCGCAGUACCACCAGAACUUCCACUUAUCCGACAAGAGCGACGUGUACAGCUUCGGCGUCGUGCUGGCUGAGAUCAUCACGGCCAUGAAGGCCGUCGACUUCAGCCGGGCGCCCGGCGAGGCCGUCAACCUGGCGCAGCUCGCCGUGGAGAAGAUCGGCAGGGGCUGCGUCGACGACAUCGUCGACCCUUACCUGGACCCGCACAGGGACGCCUGGACGCUCACGUCCAUCCACAAGGUGGCCGAGCUGGCGUUCCGGUGCCUGGCGUUCCAGAGCGAGAUCAGGCCGUCCAUGGCCGAGGUCGCCGACGAGCUGGAGCAGAUACAGGUCAGCGGCUGGGCGCCGUCGGCGGACGACGCCGCGUUCAUGUCCACGACGUCGUCGCUCUGCUCGUCGCGCUGCACGGACAAGUCGUCGUUGGGGCCCGGCAAAAGCAGGAGGGACGCACAGGCGCUGGCAGUGGCGUCCCCGGUGAAUGCAGCAGCAGUUGCGCAAGGAACGGAGAAGGGUCAUCCGGUGGAUUCCCCUGUGUCAGUGCAGGAGAGGUGGUUCAGCGACAGAAGCUCCCCUUCCUCCAAUAGCUUGCUGGGGAACACUAGCUCCCUGCACUGAACUUGACUGAAAACACGCCGGCUGCCAUUACAUUAAUUGCUGCUCCUGUACUGUCGUUCAUCUAUCCUAAUAGUAGCUAGUUUAGUCAUAGUUAAAGAUGAUUUCUUGGUCUCGUUUUUCUUGCUCUGUUCUUCUUCUUCUUAUUGUUCCCUUCAUUGGUUCGAUCGUUCAGAGACGAUAUGUAAAUGGAAUUUUGUCGAUCCAGUUCCCCUGCUGACGGAGACGACACUACAGCAUGACAAGGAGCUGUAUCUAGAAUUCA